AUGGCGAAGAGCGCAUGGUGGGUUUGGGUCCAGGAUGUGAAGAAGUCCUGCGGCUUUGCGCCACAGUCGGCCACGCCCAUGUGGGCUCAGAGCUCGGUGGGCAGCAGGGGGGCCCGGGCCCAGGAUUUGGGUUACGAGGCGGGCUCCGUGCCCGGCAUGAGCGAGGACCUCCUCGAGCAAAGUCGUGCGCCGAAGCCUCGGCCGGGUGGAUCUUUGGAGGAGAAGCUCGAGGCCGUCAUCGACGUCUUUCGGGCCAGUCAGCGGCACCUCGAGAGCUGUCGGGAAGCUUUGAGGAGACAGGCGCUGGAGAGGCGCCAGGCGGAGGGCCGGGAGCGUCUGCCUGCAGAGGUGGAGGAGGUCAUCUCCGGGGGAACGUACCUUGACUCCUUCCUGGAGGCUUACGAUGGUCAAAGCUUUUUGCUCCACAGCGAGGAGAUUGUGCCCUGUCACGAGUACCGGCUGGGUCUGGAGGUGAACUCUGGCGGAGCCUACUGGAAGGGCAUCUCUAUCCAGGAGGCCGGCAGCCUGCGGCAUGACGUGCAAGCCGUGGCUGGUGCCAGCGGUUUGGAAGGUUCCAUGAAUAUCAUCUCGCAGUUCGGUGCUGCGCAGCGGGGUGCCGUCUUGGCCUGGCGAUGGCAACACGUCCUGGACGCGGGGCCUUACGACCUGCCGCCAUGGCUGGCCAAGGCCUUGGCCACGGAAGGCAACGACCCGCUGCGGAAGCUGCAGGCAGAGCUCGAGGCGGUCCGGCGCUGGGAACACCAGGUGCAGCUGGACACCUGCAAGUACAUUAAAGCCAACAACGAAGUCAAGGACAUUUACAUUCGGGAGGUGUUGAGACUGUGGCCAUCCGAGACAGACCAUCAGGGUGUAGAGGUCUGCAAGAAGUGCGCAUGGGUGGAGGGCCUCGAUGCCACACUCUUUACCUCGCGGAACAUCCUGGUCCAGCGGGUGCCCUACGACGACAGCCACGGCUUGGCGCUCCAUGCUUGCAUCGCGCGCCGACAAGUGGAUGAAAAGGACAAGGAUCAGAGCCCGCCUUAUCGGCUCAUCACCACGUGGGUGUGGGUCCAGGCGAGCGCGGCCAGCGCGGCCAGCGCGGCCAGCGCGGCCACGGUGGAGGCCCAGGCCCAGGAGGCCGUGGCGGCCGUGCCCUUUAAAGCUCCUUGCGGCCCUUGCGGAAAGGCCAAGGCCACCAUGGCGCCAUCGGCGCCAUCCUCGUCCUCUCGGUCUCGGACCGGGAACGGAGCUCGGGCCUCAGCCCGGGACCUGGAACCAGGACGAGUUGCGUCUUGUGAUCGGCUCUCAAAGAGGGUCCUUUUGUCGUUGUCCUUGUCGAUGAUUCAUUCCAGGGUCAAGGAAUUAUGA
Messenger RNA from Symbiodinium sp. CCMP2592, 1368 nucleotides. The record is from the annotation of a GenBank genome assembly. NCBI's taxonomy places the organism in Eukaryota, Dinophyceae, Suessiales, Symbiodiniaceae.